Molecule: messenger RNA, 1248 nt
Organism: Cucurbitaria berberidis CBS 394.84
Lineage: Eukaryota; Fungi; Ascomycota; Dothideomycetes; Pleosporales; Cucurbitariaceae
Exons: 1
Source: RefSeq, a predicted model, not a curated record
GGCUGGUAUUCCGCCCCAAACUACCGCAGCACUCUAGAAGUACUCUGGCUGUGCUUGUUGACUGUCUUUCUUUGUUGUUGGUCAGCUUUUCAUCCCGACAUCUCACAACCAAACUCAACCUGGGUACAGCAAUAUAUUGACCGUACGGUUGGGCUUCUUAUUGGAGUCAUAUACCCCGAGGUCUUCCUCUAUAUGGCCUUCUUUGAGCGAUUGGAUGCCAGAUCAACAAUGCAAAUUUCGUCCGAUGUACUCGAUGAGCGAUGGACCGUCACACAUGCAUUCUAUGCAAAUAUGGGCGGAUUUGCCUACAAACGAACUACAAACGAAGUGGAUGCAAGGGGCCAUGAGUGCUUUGAAUAUCUGACUGCAUAUCCGGUCAAUCGCCUACUCAUGAGCCAAAUUGAUCUAGCCGGAUUUCCGCUGGAGAAAGAUGUUAAAGCCAAGGGCAAGGCUGAUGGAAUGGUCAGGGCCUUAACCAUUACGCAGAUCGUCUGGGUACUGGUACAGAGUGUUGCCCGUACUAUUCAGCAUCUCCCGCUUACGACUCUCGAGAUCAGCACGUUGGCGUACAUUCCAUGCGCCAUCUUCGCUUACGCUCUUUGGUGGGACAAGCCAUAUGAAGUGAGUGUUCCAACACUACUUCGUUUCAAGCAAACUGGGGUCGCAAAUCUAGACCUUGACUAUAAAGAGACGAUCACUCCGUGUCAGGAGCCUAUCGCACAGCAUUGCAAACACUCGAGACAUAUAGCAACACGCACAUUAUUGCAAAGGCACCAACUAUUUAGAACCCAGAAGUACCGCACUUACGAAACAACAAGGCAAUGCAUCGAGGUCAUCCGUUUGUCACUCCUCCCCGUUGGCAUAUUCGGAUUCUCAUCGGCAGUAGUCUUUCUUGUUGUCGGCGCAAUACAUCUGGCGGCCUGGAACUUUGAAUUUCCAUCCUUGUUCGAGUGCUGGGCAUGGAGAGUGUGUUCAAUUGUUAUUGCAACCAUCGUUCCUAUCUCCUGGCUCUUGACGGCUGUGCUGCUGCGCGUAACUACUGAUCAAUGGUGGGACGGCUUGGAAGGCAAGGAUACGCUCGAAGAGUUCCGAACUGUGCGAUGGAUCAGCAUGGCCAUACAAGGGUUUGCAGUGACAUUGUAUAGUCUUGCGAGGCUAUACCUACUCGUGGAGGUUUUCAUGGGGCUACGAGCAUCGCCAAUGGGAGUUUACAAGACCCCGGAGUGGAGCAACUUCCUGCCGCAUGUU